AUGGCGGAGCUCCGGGUAGCUGAUCCCAGCAGGCUCCAUCGCAGAAGAGGGCUCACCCAAAUCAGAAAAUUCUCUCGCGUUCUCCGCAACCUCCUCCUCCUUGAAGAAAUCCCCUCUCCCCCCUCCUUACUCCUCUGCGUUCAGAUCUGCUCCUACAGAUCCUCUCUCUCCUCUGAUGCCCACAAUGUCAAUCCCGUUCCCUACCGCCCUGUCUUCCUCUAA
Messenger RNA from Linum trigynum, 222 nucleotides. NCBI's taxonomy places the organism in Eukaryota, Viridiplantae, Streptophyta, Magnoliopsida, Malpighiales, Linaceae. The record is from the annotation of a GenBank genome assembly.